Fusarium redolens is the source of this 692-nucleotide messenger RNA. RefSeq lists its product as uncharacterized. The record is from RefSeq and is a predicted model, not a curated record. Lineage: Eukaryota; Fungi; Ascomycota; Sordariomycetes; Hypocreales; Nectriaceae. The transcript has a single exon. Bases 228 to 608 code for a protein of 126 amino acids.
AAUCUGCAUUCAAAAGCACAAACGUUUCAGGUGGUCAUGAAAGGGCAGGGACAACACGAUCAGGGAUAUCAACAACCAAGACAGUUCGUGCCCGCUCCUAGUCUCUUGUCGGUGGCGCCGGAGUCUCCCUCAGCCUCGGUCGGACGCGCCAAGCAUCGGGCCCGGAAGACACGGGGUUCAUCUGCAGUACUCGGCCACCGAAGAUCGAGACCAAACCAUGGGCACUUAUGAUGUCCACAUGGCGCUUCCAGGGUCAUUGGAGAACCCAGCCGCAGGGAGGCUCGUCAGGCUACUUACCCAAGCAGGGUGUUAGUCGAGCUAUUGUCCCGCACCGCUGCGGUCUGCCAAGAAAUGCGGCGGCUCAGACAGAAGACGGUGAAACGAGCGGCCACCUACAAAGGCUUCGGCGUCCACUAGAACCACGCAUGCCUCUGGCCCUUCGACCUCAAUUACCCUCUAUUCGAUUGCUUUUCCCCGACAUGUUCGCAAACCAGAGCCAUCGACGGCACAUCGAAGCUUGCAUGGCACCCGCGGAAACGAUUUUGGUGUUGUGCAACUGCGAGAGUAAAAAGAUGGCAAAAUCUGUGCAGCCGACAACAUCACUAUAGGAAAUCCACAAUAUUACAUCUUGGCAUCAGCUUCUAGCAAAUAUCGUCUGAGCCCGUAUAACUACUACCGAUGACGAAUCAGAG